UGUUCCCCUCUGCCUCUCAAAGCCAACACCUUUUGCAGAUCAUUUUAACAGCAGCGUAGUCGUCGGCCAGUAAAGGCAGCGCAAGCGGUGAGAAAUUGUAGCGAAGGUACAGCAGGACGACCGAACGCGUUUGGGGUCCCGCCAUCCAAGCUGCAGAACAACCAUCGCCUCAAGUCACAGGUCCUCUCAUAGCUGGCCAGCUGCAACGCUUCAUCCCAAGGACCCUGGCAGCAUCCCAAACGAACAUGGGUCUGACGUGGAUUCUGCUCAUUUCCCGUCAAGGCAAAGUACGUUUGGCCAAAUGGUUCACCACCCUCUCUCCCAAGUCCAAGGCCAAGAUCACAAAGGAUGUGACUCAACUGGUACUAGCACGUCGUACGAGAAUGUGCAACUUUCUAGAGUACAAGGAUACGAAAGUGGUGUAUAGGAGGUAUGCCAGUCUCUUCUUUGUGAGCGGUAUCGCUCCUGGAGAUAACGAAUUGGUCACGCUGGAGAUGAUCCAUCGGUACGUCGAAGUGCUGGACAGGUACUUUGGAAAUGUAUGCGAGCUGGACCUCAUCUUCAACUUUCAAAAGGCCUACUCGAUCCUUGACGAGUUGAUCAUUGGCGGUGAAUUGCAGGAGAGCAGUAAGAAGAGCGUCCUAAGAGUCGUUUCGCAGAGCGAUGCGAUCGAAGAAGCAGAGAACAGCGAAGAUUCCCUCGCGAGGAUCGGCAGUAGAGCUGUCUGAAAACAGAGCGCCUUUUUGCCCGCAUGUCGCUUCAGCUUCAAUGCAUGGUGUACUAUUAGUCGCAUUGUCUGUGUGAUGAUCCAGCAGCUUCAGAGCAUCGAUAAGAAGGCUGCACUCGAUCGUACCAAAUUGUUGCACUUUCAGCUAUCAGUACAGCCUCCAUCCGCACAUUGUUCGCCGC
Ceraceosorus guamensis is the source of this 909-nucleotide messenger RNA. Its product is annotated as putative APS1-AP-1 complex subunit. Gene Ontology annotation, molecular function: clathrin-cargo adaptor activity. Gene Ontology annotation, biological process: protein transport; vesicle-mediated transport. Gene Ontology annotation, cellular component: AP-1 adaptor complex; intracellular membrane-bounded organelle. The record is from RefSeq and is a predicted model, not a curated record. NCBI's taxonomy places the organism in Eukaryota, Fungi, Basidiomycota, Exobasidiomycetes, Ceraceosorales, Ceraceosoraceae. The transcript has 4 exons. Bases 246 to 728 code for a protein of 160 amino acids.